Pogona vitticeps (central bearded dragon) is the source of this 3372-nucleotide messenger RNA. RefSeq lists its product as uncharacterized. NCBI's taxonomy places the organism in Eukaryota, Metazoa, Chordata, Lepidosauria, Squamata, Agamidae. The record is from RefSeq and is a predicted model, not a curated record.
AUUCUUGAGAGCUAGGAGUAAUAUAAAUCAAAGUAACUUGAGAACACCCAGCCUGGAAUAACAUGGGAAGGAAGACAAGAGGAGCAAAGCUGAAGUCAGUGUGGGUUUGAAAAGAGAGAACACAGCAAGACAUAUUUGAAGACAUGACUUGUCAUAACCUUAGAGAAUGUCAGAACUUCCUACACCUAUUUCACCCCAUCUAAAUUUCCAUUUAAUGAAGUCAUUCAUUCAGAUACAUGGAGAUGUCUUCCCUUCUUUAGAUGCAAACAAAAAGGACUGUAAUCUGCAAACGCCCAUACUAAAAUAAUUCUGCUAGGCAAGUUGCCACAUGAUUCUGCUUGGGAUGGACAGUACUGGGACUACCAUGGUGAUGUCUUUGAAACCUCCUUUGGCACAGAAUACUAAUCCAGACACCAGGAUGACCUCAUUUCUCACACCAGGGGCCGAACAGAAAACCAGGACAAACCACGCGCCCCUCACGGGACCGAAAGAGGUGGAUUCAAGAAAUUCUUCUGCCGUCCCCGAACUUUUGCCGCCUGAUCGUACUCAUUUUUUUUAAUUCGAGACACGCAUUGUGGGGUUGCGCUUUAGACUGACAUGGCAGGGCAGGAAGGUGGGGGGGGGGAGAGGAAGAGGAGAAGCGUUAUUGCACUCAAGAGAUAAAAUCUGAUUUGAGGAAAGACCCGGGAAGGGGGGGGGCAGUCUGUCUGGAGAAUUGCGCUAAGAUGCCUCCGAGCAGCCUGGGCGCCAGCCAGCCAGCCCCCUCGGCUUCCCGGCGUUCCUUCAGCCCCAGGAACAAAGCCGGCCAAGCGGCUUAACUUCCCGAUGACCCCCGUGGCGUGGCGUGGCGGCUGGAGCCCCACCCCUCGGGUGGCCGGAGGGCUGCCCGGCUGCGGUCACAUGGCUCUCUCUCGGCAGGGUGGGAAGAAGUUAUUCCAACUGCCAGGCGCCGCCCGGCUGCCCGCCGGAGGGACGCUUCUACCCCGGCUUCUUCGGCUGCCUCCGGUUGGAAGUCUUCCACUCCGUCCGCCUCGGCUCCAAAUACCCCGCCGAGUCUCCAAGGCUAUUUCUGAUUGGGCCCGGGUUGAGCUCGUCAUAAUUCUGGUCCAAUCGGAGGCAGCCUAGGUGCCCACGAGCGAGCCGGGAACUUGCAAACAUGAAUAGGUGAUGGGAACCAGUCCAUUAGAGUUUCUCUUGUAAUUCUACCGAGAUAUUCAACUGCUGGGACAUAAAACAUGGCUGGUAGUGAUGAUCUCUUAAAGAAUCUGCAGAAUAAUUUGCACAGACUGAACAACCUCCGAUCUAAAUUUCUUGCACCGACAAAGCAUCCCUUGUCUGCAGCUGCCAAGUCAUUGCUUUGUGAUCAGCAGCAACUGCCAGGAGAAAAUAUGAACAUCCAGCCAUUUGCUCCUAGAAAGAACAUCCGUCACCGUAACCCAUACUGGCCUGAUGAGGAAAUCCGGACCUUCAUUGAAAUAUGGGGUGAUGACCAAGUCCAAGCCUCACUGGCUACCAAUUUUCGCAAUGAGGCCCAGUACGAGUGGAUAUCGGAUCGGAUGAGGGAAUAUGGCUAUGACCGGGAUAUGAAGCAGUGCCGGUUGCGUGCUAAGGAACUUCGUCGAGGAUAUAAGGCGAUUGUUUGUGGAAACAACUCCUCUGUUAGUGGUCAACGGGCCCUGCCAUUCUAUGACUCCUUGAACAGUUUUCUAUGCAUGCACAAGGGCCUUGUGGUGUCCAAAGUGUCGCUCUCUAUAGAUCGGAGGAAUCGAGAGGCACAAAAGCUGGGCCUGGAGCAGGAGAAGAAUGAAAAGCUAAGUGUGGUCCUUGUUUCUGAUGAUGAUGAAGCAUCCAUUCCAGAGCCCACUGAUGACUCCAAUGGCUAUUUUCAAGACACACAAAUGGAUUCCGACCCAGUGAAUGCACAUUCCCCAAGUGAUGAAUGGGAACAGCAUGGAGAAGAUGGCAUUCUGGCAGGUGAUGUGGCUUCACCCAGCUUUUCCAAUGCCAGAGGGGAGAGCCAUUCUGUCCAUUUAGGCCCAUCCAGCUCCUUUCCAAGGGCAUCCCUAGCUGAUGUAGACAGAGUGAGCAACCACUGGAACAGAAAACAGAGGAAGCAAACUGAAGCUGCCUCGGACCUUGUGGAUGCCAUCUCGCAAGUGGGUGACAGACUCAUAAAUGCUCUGUCUGAUCUGCACUCAAAGCACAGGGAGACAGCCGAGGUUGCACAGACCAGGGAAAAUAAUGCUCGCAAAGAAGAGUUUGCCAUCCUCGCAAGCCACGUGGACCAGGCUACAAAAAAUGUGGACAAACUCAUAACUGUGAUGGAGACCUCUACCAGACAGAUUGCAGAUGCUAUGGACAGGCAAACAGCUGCCUUGGAGAAUCUGGCCCGCUUGUUUGCUUCCAGGGCUCCGGCUCUUUCAGUGCCCUUAGACUCCCAAGGGCAACCUAUGUGUUCAUCUCCAGGUCCUUCUGUACCACCUCCACCAUCACCUCCAGCAGGGCUGCACAAUGCCCUGAACACUUUGGUGGCAGGCAACACUGGUGAUCCCAAAGGACCGACAUUGCCAGCUUCCUGCGAGGCUGAGGAAUGUCAGCCAGAGGUGAAGAAAAUAAAAAUGGAAGACUAGUAUAAGUUGCUUGUGCAGCAGUCUUAUCACACAUGAUUGUUUGCUCCCAUGGGGUGAAUGUUUUGGGGGGUUUUGAGUGGAAAGUAAGGAAGGUAGAAGCUGGAAAAAAAUCUCUUCUGUGUUUCUUUUUUUAAAAUAUAAGAUUUAUAGCUAGGUUUUGUGGGCAGCUUUGUACAGCGGAGGGAUGGGUGGAUUUUGCUCAGGCUGGUAAAGCUGUACAGUUCAUUGGCAUUCCAUUAGUCAGUUAUCAUUUCUGUACGUAUUCUGCUGCUUAGUUAUGCAAUUUGGGCUGUACCCCUAUGAACAUUUGGGGGAGAGCAGGGAGCCAAGUCGCAUUGAACUCUGUAGGCUUUGCUUCCGAAUAAGCAUAACUGGGAUCAGACUGUUGUUGUAGCCUGUGAUUUGGCUUUGGACAAGGAGAACAUGGAUUCAAAAUCUUCCCUCAGCCACAAACUCACUGUGUGGCAUUUGUCAGGUUUCUGUAAGCCAUAGUCUUGGUUAUUUCCAGAUGGGUAACUCUAAUAAUUUACAUCACCUGGUGCUGAAGAAAAUUAUUGAAAAAAUUAUGAAUCAUUGCACUCACUAAACUACUGUGGAAGGCCACUGAAAAGAAAUCUCAUUUUUUAUUGUUUCAUAAAAUCCUGUUAUUCAAACCAAUGAGAUGUGCCACAAGCAAAAGGUAUUUUCCUCCCUCAUUUUGCUGAAGCCCUGUGCCAGAGAAACGCACAUCUGGUCAGCAGGA